This is a messenger RNA of Priceomyces carsonii, 3639 nucleotides long. RefSeq lists its product as uncharacterized. Bases 1 to 3639 code for a protein of 1212 amino acids. NCBI's taxonomy places the organism in Eukaryota, Fungi, Ascomycota, Pichiomycetes, Serinales, Debaryomycetaceae. The transcript has a single exon. The record is from RefSeq and is a predicted model, not a curated record.
AUGGACGGGUACAGCCCAUUGUUUCUUCAACAGUUAGCUCCAUAUGUUAAGGUCAUUUUAGAGGACAAUCACAAUGACGUCUCUAGUGUCUUGAAAGACUACUUCAAAUUGUAUGACAUAUCUGGCUUGAAAUGGGAUAAUUCUCUAAUCAGAAAUAGACAGCACGCGCCUAAGUAUAUCAUAAGAGUAACUUAUUCAAAUGAGUGUGAGGAAAGCAAAAUUAAUAAAAAAACGGAAAACAAAUCUGAACAUUCAGUCUUGUCUCCGUUCAAUCCCAAGUCAGAUUUAUAUCCCAAUGGAAUCCUUUCGGAAAGGUGGCUAGCUAAGUACGUGGAAGAUUUACCAUUCGCAGUUGUGAGGUUAUUUAGCUUGCCAAAAGAUUCGGGCUUUGAUACUGAACUUGCAAGAGUUAUCAAUGAGAAGAAGAGCAAAUGUCACGACAUGAGUGUUAAAUUUGUGGCCAUCAUUGUGGCUGACUCAAACUCGUCACCAUCUGAUGACGAGAAAAGGAUAAGCAAGUUGAGACAGCUUUCAAAUCUUCCUAGGCUAAAUGGCUUAUUUUAUUUGCACGAUUUUCCUUCUACUUUGAAGCGUGAUUGUGAUAUCCUAGUUUCGAGCUUACUUUCAAAUAUUAGGAGCCAAGCUACGGACUUCUAUUCUAAAAUUGAAUUAAAAAUUAAGGAGCGCUAUAAAAAGUACUAUUCCUUUCCUUCUGACGUGCUGCUAAAUACCUCCAUUUCUCUCUCGCCUAAAUUUCUUGAAACUAGAAAUCUCAUCAAGCAAUCUUUCAUACAUCAAUUCAUUUCGCCUAACGAUUCAGAGCCAAGCUUGCGCCUUUUAGAGCUUGCUUAUCAAAGUAUUGUUGAACUACUAAGAGAUAAUUUUGCACAGAUUAAAGAAGAGCUAUCUCCUCAUGACCUUUCAUUAUAUGUGCAAUUUAGAAACUUGAUAGAUGUACUCUCUUUCCAUAUUACGAGAGGAUAUUUUUCAAUUGAGGAACCCCUCAUAGCAUUCAAAAAACACAAAGCCCAUAUAAUAAUCGUGUUGGAUGUCUUAAAGGAACAACAUUUCAACAAUCAUGCUUGGAUUGCAACCCAAUAUGAAUUACUUGGUCAGUUGGUUAUUUUGGUACCUAAAACCCUCUUGAUUAGUACAAUUAAAUCUGGACCACACAAGAAAACUACCGGAGCGCUUACACCCUUCUUUGGAGGUAUAUAUGUGGACGACGAUUUUAGUCACGAAGUUGUGACCCAUCCAAGCUUAAUCUUUUUGCAAGCUGUUAAACAUCUAGAUCAAUCAUGUGUUUCUGACUAUAGUAAGAUGGACCUUCUGCUUUCUAGUGAGGCUCUAAUAUUUUCUUACAAACUUAAGUUACUAUCUGCUGCUAAAUCAUAUUUUGAAACUGAUAAUGACACUAAUCAAACAUCAAUCACGAUUAUCAAGGGAAACACAUUAUGUCAAUAUAUUGAUUGGAUGAUAGGCGAGAUGUAUUUUCGUGAUAGUAGUGAUGAAAACAUAGAAAAGGCGGUUAAAUACUACGAAUCUUGUUUAAAUAGUUUCAAAGCCGGCAAACGUACUGAUAUAUUUUCGAUGGUAGAACAGCGACUAGCAAAAUGCUACCAAAUUACAUCAGAGACAGAAAAAAUACUGGGUAUAUUAAUUGACCUUUCAAUGCAUAGCAAUCCUAUUUCAAACGCCUACGCGCACUUGUCUGUCCAGCCUCUGGAAUUGACCCUGAUGAGCUGUUCGGAGGGCCACUUUUUGAAUGUCAAAGCUCUUUUGGUUAACAAGGAUUUAUCUAGAGCAGCGCAUUUGUAUGAUCCUUGCAUUACCCAAUUAGUCAUCAAAUCUAAUAUUGAUUUAAAUGUCUUAAGAAACUCUUUGUCGGUUAAGUCCAAGAUUGAACUUCAAAUAAACGAGAUAGAAGUGACUUAUCUUAACAUCGACUCUCGUGCUAAAACUUCUGAGACUACGAAAAAUUCAUUAGAGGAUGUUUUGUUAAAAAAUGACAAUAACUUUGAAUCAUUGACAUUGAACUCUAAUGUUGAUGUCGAGAAAAUAUCAGACAAAAUGUUGACUGGUGUUGCUAAUUUAAACAUGUCAGAUCUGAAGGUGAAAAUAUUUCAAUUUUCGCAGCCUGCGAGACGCACCGGUGAGAUAAGCAUUGACUCGGUAACCAUAUCAUCUAAACUAGUAAUCAUAUUUGAAGGAGGCCGAACGGAGAUAAUUAAAAGAGAAACUGUUCCUUUGAAUGAUAUGGACGCAAAUCACCAUAAGGCUACAUUUUAUUACCCUGAUGAUAGUCGAAAUAGUGGCUAUCAAUAUUUGAGAAAGCUGUUGGUAAGAUUGAAUGGGAAGGCAUCUCACUCAAUGAGUGUAUUGCCAAUAAAACCUCAAAUGGCUAUUUCAACAGAAAGAAGUGAGGAGCUUCCGAUAAUUUUGGGUGAAGAAAUACUGCUUCCUUUAAACUUGGAGUUUAAAACUUUAAAUCUGAAAUUCUGCUACAAAAAAAUAGUUCUAUCUCCUAAAAUACUGGUUACCGACCUUGAUGAGAUUGAUUAUACGCCAAAAGUCGAAGCAAGAGUUUGUUGGGAUACUCUUAAAGAUGAUGAGCCCUUAGACGUAGGUAAUCUAUUUGCUGGAUCAGGCAACACGUCUCUGCAUAAAUUAAACGUAAAAAUUCUUGUUCCUCCAUAUAUUAAUAAGGAUUUCACAUGUCGCAACUUGAGAGCUGUUGUUGAGAUUAUCACUAUCGUAUACGAAGGCGACGACGACUCAAGUGAAAGCAUCGCCGCUGUUUACGACACCUUCAAUUACAAAAUGCCCAUAAUAGGUAGCCCAUUUGAGUGCGACUUCUCCAUUUUGCCGUCUUAUCGAACGGAUAAUUUUAAUGACAUGCCAUGCCCUUUUCUUGUUUCAGUAAGUACAGGUGAACGUAACGGAGAUGUUGAUCAAAUUUCAAAUAAUAUUCCAGUCCCAACUAGAUUGUGGAAAGGAAUAAUGACUAUCAAUGAUCUUGUGGAUUCACAUAGUAUUAAAAUUGAAAAUGUUCAAUUGGAUAUUAAAUCAGCCGAUGGAAAUAUAGUUAUUGAAGUUAUGAAGACAGAGCUACGGGCUGAUUGUUUAAUUCACUACUUUACGACCACAAGUAAGACUGAGUUUUCCCAAAGAAAUGUAUCUGUAUCUGCAUCUGCGACAAUUCAAUGGAGUAGAAACGGUGGCUCCAGUAAUGAGUUCGUUAGCGAGGAAUGGAAAACACUAGUUCCACUCUCUGAUCCUCGAGUAUUGCUAAAAGUCACCAAUCAAGAGGAUGAUAUUUCACAAUUGCAGUAUAUCAUUGAAAAUCCCACACCGAGGAUUUUUAUGUUCACCACAUCGUUACAUAUCGAAGAUGAUUCAGGCUGGGAUUUCAAUAUUGAUACGAUCCGAACCCCAUUUGUUUUAAAUGCGUUUCCAGUAUUGCCUUUUAACAGACACGUUAUAAAAUACCGUGGAAGUCAUUCAGCAGGGACUAAUCUCAUCAAAUUGCCUAUCAUAAGAGUCUUUGACAUGAAUUACAAGGUCAACCUACCAACAUUGCCAGUAUCUGAAAAUGUGGUGACUGACGAGAACGUACUUUACUUGAAAAUAGACAGUUAA